AUGUACGGCUGUCGAUGUCUCCAAAAAGAUCAAACCAAACAACUGCUCACCUCGCUUACAAAUGGAAUUCCAGUCAAUGCAAAUCGACCGAUAUGGAAAUCUUUUGUUAGGGAACAACCAACAUUAUCGAACAAUUUACAGAGCAAGAUCCAAUACCUCAAGGAAUGGCUUGCAACACUGACUCUUGACACUCCUACAGUACCCCCAACAACCACUACAACUACCACUUCGAGACCUCAAACUACAGAAGAUCCAGUCGCUUUGCCAUUCGACGAAGCAGCUGUUGGAAAUAAUGUUUUCCUGAAGUUGGCCUACAAGAUGAUGGCUAAGUAUUUCAAGAAAUUCCGCGGCGAAUGGACAAUUCUCGACCGUUUCGAAUGUAUUUGUGAUGGAGAUCUCAUUGAACUUCUCAAAUCGAAAACAUUUAUCAAUAUUCAAGUCGCACAUGAUUAG
This is a messenger RNA of Caenorhabditis remanei, 453 nucleotides long. RefSeq lists its product as uncharacterized. Lineage: Eukaryota; Metazoa; Nematoda; Chromadorea; Rhabditida; Rhabditidae. The transcript has 3 exons. The coding region runs from base 1 to 453 and encodes 150 amino acids. The record is from RefSeq and is a predicted model, not a curated record.